This is a messenger RNA of Eruca vesicaria subsp. sativa (arugula), 2966 nucleotides long. NCBI's taxonomy places the organism in Eukaryota, Viridiplantae, Streptophyta, Magnoliopsida, Brassicales, Brassicaceae. The record is from the annotation of a GenBank genome assembly.
AAACCAAACGCGUCUUUGCUUUUCUCAUCGAGAGGAUUCCCAGAUCUGCUCAUCAAUCGAUCUCUUCCGCUCGCAAUCUUCUCGAAUCCCGUUCCCCUAAUUCGCCGUAUAGCAUCUACGAGAAUCGUCAGAGAAGAAGGAGACGUUAACUCUUCUUCCUGGAGUUGACUUUUUUUUGGGGUUUUCAAUUUCACCGUCUUGAAUUCCCAGAUCUGGUUUGUUUUCAUCGAGAUUCUCUCUUGUUUGAUUGAUCUGAUUUUGAUUGCCAUCGCAUCCUAUUGUUCGUGAUUGGUAAUUUGGGAUUUUUUGUUCGUAUCGUGAUUUUUCGAAUUGGGUAUUGAUACGAUGGCGGCAGGAGGAGUAGAGAUCUCGAAAAGCUCUGUCAUUGUUGUUGAUCGAGUUCGUGAUUUUUAUUCUCGUCAGAGUGGUAGGGACGGUGAGAGGCGUCAGACCAAACGACCACCCAGUGAUGGCCGACGUGAUUCAUAUCAAAGAGGAGAGGCCCGAGGUGAGAAGAGGAGGAAGUGUUCUCCAGUUUCAGGGGAGAGGAAAGAUGAAGUCUUUCGACCUCCAGUUCGUGAGAAGAAGACCUUAACAACAUCCAAUCAGAUUGAUGAUGUGGGCUCUGCUAGGAAGAUAUCGUCUGAGGAUCAUGUAGGUGUUCUCAAGUCAACAGAAUACGUUUCUGCAGUUUCAGUGCCGCUUGUUAAACAUCCUUUUGAUGAUCUUGAGGAUGGGCAAUUGGAGGACGAGCUAGUGAUUCAGGCACCCAAUAUUGCUACGUCUAAGUGGUGUUUGGAAUCUCCAAAGGAUGAUGCUGUUCAUGUUGUCAGGAAUAGCAGAUGGAAUAGGAGCUGUCUGACUCCUGAGAGCGGAGAAUUUCAAGGGGAGGCGUCUGAUGAACGUAGGUCCAAUUCAUCUGGAUCUCGCAGCUUAGAACCCAUCAGUGCUCAUGAACAUUCAGAGCAUGAGUUGGAGAGUCGUAUUGAAGAAGAAUGUUCUCCUUCUGAUUUUAACGACUCGGAAAUUGAUGAGCCUGAGGGAGGCUUGAGCAUGCUAUCUGGUAGUAGAGAUGUUAACGAAUACCAGAAGCUAUGCAAGAUAAACGAAGGAACUUAUGGUGUUGUCUACAAAGCCAAGGAUAGAAAGACUGAGGAGAUUGUGGCACUUAAAAUGAUCAAGAUGAACAUGGAAGACGAAUAUGGAUUCCCAUUGACAUCUUUGAGGGAGAUUAACAUUCUCUUGUCUUGCAAUCACCCGUCCAUUGUGAACGUCAAGGAAGUGGUGGUGGGAAACGGUGACAGUGUUUUCAUGGUCAUGGAACACUUGGAACAUGACUUGAGGGGCGUAAUGGACAGGAUGAAACAGCCUUUUAGCACAAGUGAGGUCAAAUGCCUUAUGAUUCAGCUUUUGGAGGGUGUGAAGUAUCUUCAUAGCAACUGGAUCAUCCACAGGGAUCUGAAGCCAUCGAAUCUUCUACUGAACAACAACGGGGAGCUGAAAAUAUGUGAUUUUGGAAUGGCUCGGCAAUAUGGGAGUCCUAUCAAGCCCUACACGCAGCUGGUUGUCACACAGUGGUACAGGUCCCCGGAGCUUCUUCUAGGAACAAAGGAGUAUUCAACCGCAGUUGAUAUGUGGUCCAUCGGGUGCAUUAUGGGUGAGUUGCUGUCUCUUAAACCCCUUUUCCGAGGGAAAAGUCAGAAUGACAUUGACCAGCUUCAGCAGAUCUUUGCGGUUCUUGGAACACCCAGCGAGACAACCUGGCCUGGAUUCACGUCACUGCCAGUUUCCAAAGCCAAGUUUCGUAAGCAACCGUACAAUUUACUACGUAAGAAAUUUCCUGCUGCAUCUUUUACCGGAGGUCCAGUUCUUUCAGAAUUGGGAUUUGAUUUGUUGAACAGAUUAUUGAAUGUUGACCCUGAGCAGCGCCUUACAGUUGACGAGGCUCUUAACCAUGCCUGGUUCAGUGAAGUACCUCUCCAGAAAGCCAAGGAGUUGAUGCCUACAUUUCCUACAAAGCGUAACUGAGAGAUCUAAACAUUUUGUAUCUUUUCAUUGUUUACUCUUUAUCUUGUGAUGAUUCUUGACAUGGGUUUUCAAGAAAAGAGGAGAUUGGGAACUUGGUGAUGCUUUGGGGUGCGGGAAGCGUGGAUGAAGAAGUUGCAUGAAUGUGUAAAUAUGAAUGGUCCAUGAAACUGCAAGGUGUGUGGGUCUUCCUCUCUUAUUGUCUCUCUCUUUUCCUUUGUCUUUCAUUUAGUUCCCUGUGUACCAUACAGUAUUAAAUUUAAUUGAGAGAGAUGUUGACUUUUAAGUUUCUCUCUUGUUGUCUUCAUUUUCGUUUGUGUUAUCUUCUUCACGAGGUAAACUUCGGAAGGAGACUUUGCCAUCUGAUAUCUUCAAAUAUACCGAUCGAUGGUUUGGACAUGGUACUCCCGCGAGAGAUUGAGCUGAGAUUCAGAAUCAUAUCUUGACUAGACUCUAAAAGCCAAUUAUGAAUCAAAUGGUGUGGGUUGAGCAAAAGUUCGGAUAUUUCUCUACUGCUCACAAGCGAUGUUUUUUUAUAUCGCGUAUGUUAGCUCCGGAGUACACUCGACACAGCUGUUUUCUCAAUAUCCAUGGUGAUUAACUAUUACUGCCCUCCUUCUGUAUUCGUGUAGUCUGUCGACAAGGCCUUACUCUGACACACCACAACAAAUACGAUGGAUUAGAAGACUGUAACAUAUCUUGACCAAAGGCCAUCUGUAGUUUUGUUGAUUCUUCUAAUCACUUGUCAACAAAAUGAAAGUCCACCAAAUUCGUCUUAUCAGUAAAAAGCCCAUUCAAUUACAUUUUUAUUAUGUUUUUUUGUCAACAUUUUUAUUAUGUUUAAAAUGGUGAGCUGGGCAAAGAACUUAAUAUAACAACUAGAUUUUGACCCGCGCGCCCGCGCGGGUAUUUGUUUUACAAUAUCAAUAAGAACAUUCCAA